UUGAAACCUCAGCGGGGCUGAGCCCGAGCGAGCCGCCCGGCCCGGGGCCCGCAGUGGCGCUGGGAUCCUGGCCGGAGAGCCUCCGUCCUGCCUCUGCCCCGGCGGCUGCCAUCGGACUGCGGGAGCAGCGCGGGGGCUCUGGGGCUGCGCUCCCGCUUGUCCCGAGCACAUCAGCUGAACCUAGGCUCUUUUUCUCACUGUGAAAUGGAGACACUCAGUACAUUCUGAGGCAACGCGCUAGAGGCGCACUGCCGUGUAGCCCUUGCUGAGCACCAUGAGCUUGCUGCACAGUGACAGCAGCUGUGCAGCUGGGGACAGCGGCUGCUGUGCAGCCAUGGCCAGCGCCUGCAGCGCCGCAGCCAAGGAGGAGAGCUCCAGCGUCGGCAGCGGCAACCAGCCCGGCUCGUUCACGGAGGAAACGCAGGGAUACGACGUGGAGUUCGAUCCGCCCCUGGAAAGUAAAUACGAGUGUCCCAUCUGUUUGAUGGCUCUCCGGGAGGCGGUGCAGACACCGUGCGGCCACCGUUUCUGCAAAGGCUGCAUUGUCAAAUCAAUAAGAGAUGCAGGUCACAAAUGUCCUGUAGACAACGAAAUUCUGCUUGAAAAUCAACUUUUUCCUGACAACUUUGCUAAACGAGAAAUCCUUUCAUUAAUGGUCAAGUGCCCCAACAAGGGCUGCAGCAUGAAGAUGGAGCUCAGGCACUUAGAGGACCACCAGCUGCAGUGUGACUUUUCCACUGUGGAAUGCCCACAGUGCCAAGGAACCUUCCCCAAAAACCAUCUGAAGGAGCACAUGACCCAAGAGUGUCCGAGGCGUCAAGUGUGUUGCCCAAACUGUGCCACAUCUAUGGCCUACGAAGAUAAAGAGCUUCAUGACCAAACAUGCCCACUUGCCAAUGUAUAUUGCGAAUAUUGCAACACAGUGCUCAUCAGAGAGCAGAUGCCUAACCAUUAUGACAACGAUUGUCCUACUGCCCCAGUGCCAUGUUUUUACAGUGCCUUCGGGUGUCCUGAAAAGAUGCAAAGGAAUGAACUGGCACGACAUAUGCAGGAGUUCACUCAGGUUCACAUGAGGAUGAUGGCUCAGAGUUUUCAGAAUAUCAGUGUUACUGCUGCAAAUCCUGUACCCUUCAUCAAUGGCCUACCCUUUGAGCCUGCCCUCUUCUCACACGUGUCACAUGCCGCAUAUGACUGCAAUCCAGAAGUUGAAAACUUCAAAGAAACUAUUCAGCAGUUGGAAGGUCGUCUGGUAAGACAAGAUCACCAAAUCAGGGAACUCAUUGCUAAAAUGGAGACUCAGAACACUCACGUGGCAGAACUCAAACGUACUAUCCGAAAUUUGGAGGGAAAGAUUACUGAAAUGGAGGCACAGCAAUGUAAUGGUAUUUAUAUCUGGAAGAUUGAGAACUUCAGUGGACUGCAGAAAGCCCAGGAAGAAGAGAGACCUGUAGUGAUGCACAGUCCUGGCUUCUAUACAGGGAAGCCUGGCUACAAGCUGUGCUUGCGCCUGCAUAUCCAGUUACCAAACGCUCAGCGCUGCGCUAAUUUUAUCUCUCUGUUUGUCCACACUAUGCAAGGGGAAUAUGACAGCCACCUGCCCUGGCCGUUCCAAGGCACCAUACGACUUUCUAUUUUGGAUCAAUCAGAAGGCCCAGAAAGGCAGAACCAUGAAGAGGUGAUGGAAGCCAAGCCAGAGCUACUGGCCUUCCAGAGACCGACAAUUCACCGCAAUCCUAAAGGUUUUGGUUAUGUGACUUUCAUGCACCUGCAGAACUUGAAACAGAGAACCUUCAUCAAGGAUGACACGCUCCUGGUGCGCUGCGAGGUUCUAACGCGCCUGGACUUGAACAGUGUCCGCAGAGAAGGGUUCCAGGCCCGCAGUACUGAUGGAGCCAUGUAGCCGGCAAGUCUUAACCAGGGCAAUGGAGCCUUACUCAUGUUUUUCCACACAGAUCACACAAGUGCUUCAUUGUCCACAAAGGCUGCAUUUGUAAAAGAUCAUAGUUGCCAACACAGUUGAUCUUCAUGUGAGUGGGACUUUGUUGUUGCUGGCGUAUUUUUUUUCUAUAUGAGGUCAUAUGUUUAAAUAUUUGGUAAGGUUCUCUCUUAAAAUAAUAAGCUACUUCUGUAGCAAGCUAACUAAAAGAAGUGUUAAUCAAAACUUCGCUGCCUACAGGAAAAUCCUAUUGCAGAACCUGUGCAUCUCAGAUCGCUAAAACUUCAGUUGUAUCGAAUAGACCUGUAAGUCUUUUCACCUCACUGCCUUGGAAUAGAUGCUGUUGCAAGGAAGGAGCAAAAUUAAUAAAAAUGAGGGAUUUUUUUCAUUUAUUUUUUCACAGAGCUUGGGAAAGCUGAAAGAUUUUCUAUAUUGACUUAUCUAGAAUUUUGCAUUGGCUAUGUGUCUCUUGAAGUUUGAAGUUAGGGUUAAGACUUUGUUCAUGUCUCCAAGGGUUCAGGUAUGCUUUGACCCUUUCCUCCUUCAGGAAGUUGCAUGUUGAUGUAGAGUUGAUGCAGAGUUGAUGUUGGUAUUUUCAAAAGAUAUAAGGUAGUGUUGUGGAGAAGGCUAAAUGACUCUGAGCUGAGUUCACUGAAGAAAUACUUGAAAUGUGGUCUGAAGGUGCCUCCCUAAUUCUCUUUAUCAAAUCUUUCUCUAAGAGUGUGGUCUAGGCCCAGAAUGUCAGCCACAAUCAGCAAGAGAUACAGAAGUUUAGCAUUUGAAUGAAAUCCCUUUGUGCUGGUGGGAUCUCCUAGUGCUGGACAUGUUUCAGGUUAAGAGUGCACACAUGAGCAAAAGGAUAUACUAAACAGAGAGGGUGAUGCAGAAUUUGUUUUACUGCUGUUGAAACCCGAAUUUGUACCAAAUCUGAACUUGCGACCUGCAUCUCUUCAGGUGAUCUCUUGGUGUUGUGGGUGAGGUACCCAAGUCAUCCCCUGUGAAUUCUCUGUGGGCAGCUGGCCAUAUCAGCAUCCAACUGCUGUGGGUAUUUCCUGUCCCUUUAGACAAUAGGAGCUGGGCCAGCUCAGCAGUUUGGAUGGUAAGGAAAGCCUAUUAAUUCAGCAGCAUGAGGUAAAAUUGUAAUCCUAUUUGCAUUUAGGAAGAAAAUCUGGCUUCCAUAAUUACUCAUUUAUCAAACACUAGAUUCACUGUGUCAAAGAUUCAUGAGGUUCUUAAUGCUGUGUGUAUUAUUGUUUUCUGUACUGACUGAUUGUAUGCCAUGUAAAUAUUAGUUUUGACCAGUCCAAGCUGAAUGGUUCAAGUUCACUGGUGCUAAAAAUUUUAACUUUCAUGGUGCUGAUAAAAUUCUGAAUCUCAUCCUUAAAAGGAGGGAAGAAAAAAGUUUUGUUCACCCCAUAACCUAAGUACAAGUUCAGAUACUGAAGAAAAAACUAAACAAUGCGUGAGCUUCUGUGUCUUCUUUAUCCAAGCUCGUGAAACAACCUAAAGACUGGAGACAGUGCAGCUUAAGAGAUACUGAAGAGUGUUCCAACUGUUUGGCCUCAUCAAAGCAAUACCAGUGGGGAAAGGGCACGUUGCUUAAUAUAAACAAGACUAAAGAAAGUCUACUGUAUUUUAGUGGUUUGGGAAGAUACUCUGCCUGCCUGCAUGAGAGGUGAAAGUUCCAGGACGCAGCUUACCACUUUGUUCAUCGUAUCCAGAUGAGUAAAAUUUCUUCUGCCAGUAGAAUCUAUUAGAUGGAAGAGGGAUUGUGCUCAGUGGAGUAUUGUCACUACUGAAAUAUGAACUUCCUGGCUAAUGGUAAAUGCAGUUAGUUGUUGAUGACUUCAGUGUAUUCUCUGUCACUAGGGGACAGGUGAGCAUAUGUUACUCAAAAUAGGGAAAAAUCUCAACUUUAAAACCAAAGUAGAUUUUAUAAUGAAUAUCCUCAUCCUAUCAACUGAAUUGUUCUGGAGUGUCUUCAGCUGGAGUAUUUCCAGUAAAGCCAUUCUUACUCAAGAGCUGUCAAUGCUCAUGGCAGUGCACAGAGCCACUCUGCACAGAAGGCACUGUACACGAGUUCUCCAUUUUUAGGCUGUUAUCUAUCCAUGUUUUUUCAAGAUACUCAAAAACUGCCAUUCUCUUUUGCUCCUCUUCGAUUUUGGGGGGCAGGAGGGGGAGGCAGUUCCAAAAAACACUUGUCAUAUGAGAGCUUCUUCCUGCUCCAGGUCCUUCCUCAACCCUAGCAAUAAGAAAAAUGUCCUUAUUCUCUGUUCAAAUAAUUUAUACCCAAGAGCCAAUAAAUGCAUUAACACUUUUUUUUUUGCUUUUGAAGAUUUGCAUUCUGAAUGAAAUUUUUGCUUUGAGCCUUAUCUGCUAGAUCUGAUGUACUUUUGCCUCUGAGGAGGAAACUCCCUGUGGUGGCAGGGUUUAAACGAUUCAGGUUAAAAUUGUACAAUAGCACAAGCCAAUAGGGAAUAGAAGGCUACUGCAUGUAUAAUUCUGUAUUGGUCACAGUAAUAUGGAUGCUUUAUUCACUGCUGCUAUUCUAUUGGUUUUGUAUUUUUAUAUUACCAACUAGAACUCUGAGUGAUGUCAAAUUACUGUAACGUCAGAGUAUUCCAUGAGACUGUCAGAGCUAAUAUGCUAAGUAUCAGUUAAAUCCAUAAAAAGAUUGUAAAUGUUAACGAAAUACUUAUUCAUGUACUUAUUCCAUUUUCCUCUUUCCCCUUUCUUCACAUCUCUUCUUUUGAGAACUUUUUUUACCAUGGUGGAUUGAGGUAUAAUUGCUAGAACUAUUUAAAUGGAAGAAAGGUCUGCAGCAUUGAGUUGUCUCUAAAUCACAGAAAUACUUUAAUUGUCUCCUGUGUAACUUGUUCAGCAAUGGGGUUUCGUUCUGUAACUCAAUGCUUUGCAGCAUUACUAGAACUCAAGGUGGUUUAAAAAGUAACUUAGCUUCUUUUAUCUUCCAAAUUUCUGUUGUCUUUAACAUGUUUUAAGUCACCGACUCUUAGUAUGUGUAUUUGCAAAGCUGCUAUGGCACAAAGUCCCAAUUAUAAUAUAUUAUGAACAUGUUUGCCUUUGAAUGUCUUCCCCUGCGGGGCAGGGAAAAUUAUUUUGCUAAAAAUGUUAGUAUGUAAUGUAUAUGUGGGAGCUCAGAUAAUAUGAGAUGUAUAGAGUUGUUUUUUAAGUGGUCUCACGACAUGUCUGGUCAUGUUUGCUAUCAAGGGAUAAAACUUGCCAAUUGAAUGGAAUCAGGGUGAGCUUUCUGUUCUUAUUUAGAGAUGGCAGCAGACCAAAUACAUUGAUGAUGGAUGCAAAAGACUGUUCUGUGUCAAUGUUAAAGGUUUGUAUUGGUUUGCCUUUGAACAAAAUGAAAGUACACCUGUUCUCUUGGAAUAAUUGAUUGAUAGUUUAAUAUAUUUUGUAAUUAAUGCACAGCUAUGUUUCUGACAGAACUUUAAAAAAUAAAGUAAAUAAACUGUG
Pseudopodoces humilis (Tibetan ground-tit) is the source of this 5422-nucleotide messenger RNA. It is a transcript of the gene TRAF6, whose product is annotated as TNF receptor associated factor 6. The record is from RefSeq and is a predicted model, not a curated record. Gene Ontology annotation, molecular function: tumor necrosis factor receptor binding; ubiquitin protein ligase activity; zinc ion binding. Gene Ontology annotation, cellular component: plasma membrane signaling receptor complex. NCBI's taxonomy places the organism in Eukaryota, Metazoa, Chordata, Aves, Passeriformes, Paridae. Gene Ontology annotation, biological process: lipopolysaccharide-mediated signaling pathway; innate immune response; regulation of apoptotic process.